Nylanderia fulva is the source of this 3246-nucleotide messenger RNA. RefSeq lists its product as uncharacterized. Gene Ontology annotation, molecular function: sequence-specific DNA binding. The record is from RefSeq and is a predicted model, not a curated record. Gene Ontology annotation, biological process: regulation of DNA-templated transcription. NCBI's taxonomy places the organism in Eukaryota, Metazoa, Arthropoda, Insecta, Hymenoptera, Formicidae.
ACCGGUACUCUCAGUGAGUUACGGACUACAGGUGUGGAUCGAGCGUACUUAGUGGCUUCCGACAGUGUCUCGGUUAGGUUUGCUUCGCCGUUUCUUGCAUCUUGCUUCGCGUACCAGUCAAUAAUUCGCGAACGACUGAGGGUCAUCGAUGAGAUUUUCUCGAUCGAAGGAUUUAGAAUCGAGCUAGUGUGUUCAAAGUAAUCAUUGACGAGAAAGAAGAAAGUGAAUAUUCGAGAAAUAACAAAAGGACUGUGUGUGUGUAUGUGUGUGUAAAGAACGAGACCUUGAGACGAAGUGCGCGUGUGCGGUAAGUGUUUCUUUGGCGGCUCCUUUAUCGCUCUCGUCGUGUCUUGUCGCGCUACCGUUCUUCGAAACGUAUCAUCGCUAUAUAUCCGUGUAUCGUUGAGAAAAAGUCGAACUGCUUAUUAUCGAGGAGACAGACUAAUAAAGACUGAGAAAGAUAUAUCCGUACGUGGAUAUAUAAAAACGGACACAAGGGAGAGAGGUAAAAAAAAAAAAAGACGAGGAGAGAAAAGUGGCGGAGAAAGGAAUAUCGCAUUUCCGGAGGCGGAAACUUCCUGUAUAACGUUUCACCUGUGUGUUUAAUUGCAUGCAUGCAAUACGUAAUUUACGUUCGUCGGAGUGUGCGCAUCGCAAUAAUAAUCUGCAGCUAUCGCGCGUCGUUGAUGAGAGUGCGCACGUGCGGCAAACUUAAGUCAGUUACGUCGGCAUAUUUUGACCGGAACCGGUGAAUCGCGCGAAUAAAUUACGUUUCAUACGCGUUUCUCAAUCUCGAGUGUGCCGCGUCGGCGGAUCUCGCGUGAUUGUUAGAUACAGUGUUCGCGUGUGUUGAGAAAACUAGUGAACCCUCGCACGACUGCCAAUUUAUCGUCCACGAAGCGUUCGUUACACGGAAAUAGCCAUUGACCGCGAAAAGAGAGAAAUAAAAUACAAGGUAGUUAUCCGAAUCGAUUUCUUCAACAUCGCCAAAAGAUUUGGUCAUUUCUUCUUGUCUUAAGAAAGAAACAGAAGAUAUCAGCGCUUUUCCUGUAUUAGUAAUAAAAUUUUACGAACGCCAUGAAUAGUGAAGAUAGUGGAUUUGACCAGUCAUCAAUAGAAAACUCACCUAAAUCUUCGAGGAAGAAGAUGGUCAAGAAGUUAUCAAUAGAAGAGUCGCUUAAAAUUUUGGUCAGCAAACUCACAGACAAAGGGGGAAAACACGGAUACCACUUUGCAGAUUUUGCAAAAAUCAUAAUAGAAAAUCAUUGUACAUUCUUGGCCACAAGACCAACUGUGAAGGCCAGUAUUGCACAUGUAAACUCUGCACGAGAGCGCGAAAUGAACAAAUGACUUCGGCAGAAGAGACAAGAAAGUCCAGAGCGAUGACGAAUCGUCAAUUGGAAAAAAAACUAAAAGAUCUGAAGAAGCAAUAUAAUAUACCGGAAGAUAUUCCAAUAGAUGAUAAACUACCAAUAACAGAAUUUCAACUCAAUAAAGAGAAAGUGGAGGAAAGAAAAGAAGCAGCAUCUUUCUUUUUAUCUGAGAAACCAAAGUCAAAUAAGCGAAGAAGGACAAAUGAGCUAAAGACAAAUGAGCUAAACACAAAUGAGCAGAAAAAAGACAUGGAGGAAAUAAUCUUUUCGAGGAAUUUCGAGGAAUUGCUGCAUUAUUCGCUGGAGUGUUGCCUGAGAUACGAUAUUGACCUCAUUAAAUCUUUAAUGAACGAAAUUAUUGCCAUCAACUCCAAACAUAUUUGUGGAAAAAUCACGUUAUAUGACGCUAAACUCUACAUAUCUAAACUUAUUGAUGAAAGCGACAAGCUCAACAAAUUACGCUGGUCGUCAUCGAACAUUGUAGAAAUUUCUCCGUUCCUACCUAGAUGGGCGGCACACUAUAUGGCGCAUUCAUAUGUUAAUGUUAAUGGAUUAGAAUUGCAGACUCCAUAUGGCUUUAGGCCAUUUUGGAAUGUAACGGGCUCCUUGAAUGCGUUUCCGCACAUUGACAACUUACCUAAAUCUUCUACCGAACCAUCUACCGAAUCUUCUAUAUGUUACCGACCAGUCUAAUGGUCAGUGAAGUCGAGGAGAAAAACAUGUCAAAUCCAAAGAAAAUCGCGUUGCCUCCAAAGUGAUAAGACGGCUAUCAAGGAGAAUGGUGGACCUGACAAAUUUGAUCAUUGCUAGGUCUAUUUUGGACAUCUUGAGGCAUCGCUAUGCGUAUUCGAUGGACUAAAUCAGUUGAUUGUGAGAUCAAGAUUUCGAGUGCUUUUUUGUUGCGAGAAAGUCGCCGUAAUAAUUUCGAAGGACGUUCCUAGACGCGUUUUCCGUCCUUUAUUAAGCUUGAUCAUUUUAAACGUCGUAAUCGCGGUUCUUUAACAGCAAGUUUCUCCGGUAGAUGACGAAUUUCCGAUUAUCUCUUUACGCACACGAUUUCUCUGUAAGUUUCAUCAAAUAAAAUUCUGGAGAACGAGAGAUCGCGUUUCUGAUUCUCUUUAUUAUUCGUUUUCAUUUAUUUAACGAGUCGUUUCUUCUCAAAUGCAAUGCGUGUCUCCGAUUGUGUGUAAAAAACCGGACAUCCACGAUAAUGGCGACGGCGAUCAGUCAAAUUAAUCGACAAAUUGUAGUGAUUUUGACGUUUUCUGCUUUAUUCAUGUAUCACAUAUACAUAUAUUGAUUAUCGCAAAUAUUAUUUUCUUGAUUUGUGUUAUUAAAUGUUACUGGAGGGUUACGAGAUGUGCAGCUAUGUGCGUGUAGCUUUGUGCGUGAGUUAUGGUAAGAUAUUCGCAAUUUGGUUAAUUUUAUUUAAGAUUUAAGAUUACGUCGAUGAUGAAUAUUCAUAUAAAAUCUUUCUACCAGAGUAUCUCUUUCUAACAAUAAGAUAUGUUCCUUGUUUUUGCUCAAGAACAAAUUCGUGACUUUCCUUUAAAAAUAAUAUUGCAAAACGAAGCAAUUAAUGCGACAAGCAUUAAUCAUCAGGACGUCACGCGUUGUACGUAUUAAAAUUCUUUUUUUCGCACGGUAUUCAGUGAUUUAUCGUGGCCCCAUUUAUGUUUCCUUCGAUAAUUAAAACUUACAUAUACACAAGUGCAACUGCAUGUAUUGUAUAAUCGCGAAAUCGGUGAAUGUAUCAGUCAUGCGAUGCGGUGCGAUAAAACAGCCGCUCCAAAACUGGUCCUUCCAGCUCGCAGCAAAUUAAUAUAUAAAUAAGAGCAUCGAGAAAAACUGUCUUCGACACAUGCAGUUUUAA